CAGAUAGAGUCAGGCAGCGGCAAGGGGUGGCUGUACGACCCUCUUUUGGGGGGGUCUGAUUAUUACAAAAAAAUAUACACACAUAUAUGCAUGCCCCGGCCGCAAGAUAGGUCAUAUGACGAUAAUAGUUAUUUUAGAAAGCAUAUAGCUAUAUAUCUAUACAUUUAAGAUGCCUAUUUUACUUUUCCUGAUAGACACGUCCGCUUCUAUGAAUCAGCGCACUUAUUUGGGUACGACGUAUCUGGACAUUGCUAAAGGCGCGGUUGAGAUCUUUAUGAAGCUGCGUGCCCGAGACCCGGCUAGUAGAGGCGACAGGUACAUGCUAGUUACAUUCGAUGAUCCACCAUACGGAGUUAAGGCGGGCUGGAAGGAGAACCAUGCCACGUUUAUGAGUGAACUGAAGAACCUGCAGGCGUCUGGACUGACCACUCUGGGUCACGCUCUCCGCGCGGCCUUUGACCUACUCAACCUAAACCGCCUUGUCUCUGGCAUCGACAACUAUGGACAGGGCCGUAACCCGUUCUUUCUGGAGCCGUCGGUGAUCAUCACCAUCACGGAUGGGAACAAGCUGACUCACACCUCUGGGGUGCCGGAUGAGCUCCACCUGCCCCUGACCUCUCCACUGCCAGGCAGUGAGCUGACCAAGGAGCCAUUCCGGUGGGACCAGCGUCUCUUCGCCCUGGUGCUGCGUCUCCCUGGGGCAGCCACGCCCGACAGCGAGCAGCUGGGCAGCGUCCCCAACGACGAGUCUGCCAUCACCCAGAUGUGUGAGGUCACUGGAGGUCGGUCAUACUGUGUACGGACUCAGAGGAUGCUGAACCAGUGUCUGGACUCUCUGGUCCAGAAGGUUCUGAGUGGUGUCGUCAUUAACUUUGAAAAGACAGGGCCAGAUCCGCCUCUGGUAGGCGAAGAUGGUAUGGUUGACCCGAGCCGGCCCGUGUUGUCCUUCAGCCCACAGCCCUGGCACAGCUGCCACAAGCUCAUCUACGUGCGACCCAACCCCAAGACAGGGGUGCCUGUAGGCCACUGGCCCAUCCCUGAGUCCUUCUGGCCGGACCAGAACUCCCCCGCUCUGCCUCCUCGCUCUGCUCACCCCAUGGUGCGUUUCACCUGUGUGGACUGUGAGCCCAUGGUGAUUGACAAGCUACCCUUUGACAAGUACGAACUGGAGCCCUCGCCACUCACCCAGUACAUCCUGGAGAGGAAGUCUCCACACAUGUGCUGGCAGGUCUUUGUGAACAGUAGUGGAAAGCACAGUGACCUGGGCCAGCCCUUUGGCUACCUGAAGGCCAGCACGGCUCUCAACUGUGUCAACCUCUUCGUCAUGCCCUACAACUACCCUGUUGUUUUGCCACUCCUUGAUGACCUGUUUAAAGUGCACAAACUGAAGCCAAACCUAAAGUGGCGGCAGGCCUUUGAGAUCUACCUGAAGACCAUGCCUCCUUACUUUCUCUUGCCAUUGAAGAAGGCACUGAGAAUGAUGGGAGCGCCCAACCUCAUCUCCGACAACAUGGACUGUGGCCUCAGCUACAGUGUCAUCUCCUACCUAAAGAAGCUUAGCCAGCAGGCAAAGAUGGAGUCGGAUCGCCUGAUCGUGUCUGUAGGGAAGAAGGCUCCCCAAGAGACUGGGAUAAAGGUGAAGAACCACUCCAACACCCUGUCCCUGGCCCACCGCAAAGACUUCAAGCAGCUCCUGCAGGGUAUCACCGGGGAGAUGUCCCUCCGCCUUGCAGACAUCAACUUCAAGGAGUUUGCCGGCUUUCAGAUUGCACUGCUCAACAAGGAUCUAAAGCCUCAGGCGUAUCGGAACGCCUAUGACAUCCCAAGACGGAACCUUCUGGAUCAGCUGACACGGAUGCGCUCCAACCUUCUGAGGACUACUCAGAAACUUAUCAGAGGACAAGAUGAAGACUACCUUCACAGUAUACCCAUGGUUCAGAUGGGCAACUAUCAGGAGUAUCUAAAGAUGAUGCCGUCUCCUCUGAGAGAGAUCGACCCUGACCAACCCAAACGCCUGCACACCUUCGGCAACCCAUUCAAACAGGACAAGAAGGGGAUGAUGAUUGAUGAGGCAGAUGAGUUUGUAACGGGUCCCCAAAGCAAGAAGAGAGGCAUUACGGGGGACCCCAACUCGGGGGCUGCUCUGAAGAGAAGGCGGAGUAUGUCCCCUUUAUUGCGUCGGCCCCAGACUCCACCAAUCAUCACCAACCAUGUAGUGGGGAAGGGGUCCAAUGGGAACGGGGCCCAGGGCCAGGAUGGCAUCAUCAAGCCCAUCCCACUGCACAAAGGAGCAGUGGGGAACAGCGUGCUGGGCACAGAGAGUAACGGGGAGGGGGGUGUGGGGCCUGAAUCAGGGGACGGCUGGCCUGGAAUGGUGGUGGACGGUGUGGGAGGGGGCACAAAUGCACUCAUCCUGGAGGAGAGAGAGAGUGAGAGGCCUGGGAUGUGUGCGGGGGACAGUGGGGAGGACAGUGGCGUGGAGGAGGACAGGUUAGGGGAGGGUGGCCUGGAUGAGCGGCCCCCCUCAGAGAGACAGCAGCAAAGCUGUGAGGGGGACCAGGAGGGAGAGCUGGAGGGAGAUGAAAAUGGAGCAGACCAAGCUGAGCCUGAGGCGGUCACCAUAGCCCCACUAGAUGGCAGCAAUGCUGAGCUGCGCACACGGGUCAUCAAGGAGGUCCGCAAACCUGGCCGCAACUAUGAGACCAUAUUCAGGCUGCUGGAGGAGGUGAAGGGGUCUGUGACGGUCCAGAGGUACUUCAUCCAUCACACGAUCAAGGAGGCUGCCAGGUUUAAGAAGCGGGUGCUGAUCCAGCAGUUGGAGACAGCUCUGGAGUUGAUUGAGGAGAAGGAGCUGCAGCUCCCUCCUGUCCGCCUUUACAACGACCAUGGUAGAUAGUGAAGAAGUGGCCUGCAGAGGUCCCUGCUCAGAAACACAAAGACAUGUACAGGAACAGGGUACUCUCCUUCACAAGACAUGUACAGGAACAGGGUACUCUCCUUCACAAGACAUGUACAGGAACAGGGUACUCUCCUUCACAAGACAUGUACAGGAACAGGGUACUCUCCUUCACAAGACAUGGACAGGAACAGGGUACUCUCCUUCACAAGACAUGGACAGGAACAAGGUACUCUCCUUCACAAGACAUGUACAGGAACAGGGUACUCUCCUUCACAAGACAUGUACAGGAACAGGGUACUCUCCUUCACAAGACAUGGACAGGAACAGGGUACUCUCCUUCACAAGACAUGUACAGGAACAGGGUACUCUCCUUCACAAGACAUGGACAGGAACAGGGUACUCUCCUUCACAAGACAUGGACAGGAACAAGGUACUCUCCUUCACAAGACAUGUACAGGAACAGGGUACUCUCCUUCACAAGACAUGGACAGGAACAGGGUACUCUCCUUCACAAGACAUGUACAGGAACAGGGUACUCUCCUUCACAAGACAUGGACAGGAACAGGGUACUCUCCUUCACAAGACAUGUACAGGAACAGGGUACUCUCCUUCACAAGACAUGGACAGGAACAGGGUACUCUCCUUCACAAGACAUGUACAGGAACAGGGUACUCUCCUUCACAAGACAUGGACAGGAACAGGGUACUCUCCUUCACAAGACAUGACUUACACAUGGUCCAACAACACCCCAUAGGAUGUAAAGUUGGGUGUUGAAUGGAGAGAAAGAAGGAGGCAAUAUAGGAGACGACAGAGAGCUGAGGUCCCUCCCUAUCUAUGUGUUGUGACAUUGUGCCUCAACAGCACUCACACAUGGAGAUGGAAGGGUCAGGGGUUAUAAUUCGGGAGGGAGGAGGAGGGUAGGGCCAGAGCCAGACCAAUAUGGGGAUAAGUUAAGAGACUCUGGAUGUAAUCCACUCCAUUAGUGACUGAUGCCAUUGCAGACCAUAUGGCUAAUUCAGUUUGUCCACAGACAUUGAUUCAUUCACACACACACACACACACACACACACACACACACACACACACACACACACACACACACACACA
Molecule: messenger RNA, 4006 nt
Organism: Salvelinus namaycush (lake trout)
Lineage: Eukaryota; Metazoa; Chordata; Actinopteri; Salmoniformes; Salmonidae
Gene: ints6l
Product: integrator complex subunit 6 like
Exons: 18
Coding region: 170-2896 (908 amino acids)
Biological process (GO): snRNA 3'-end processing
Cellular component (GO): integrator complex
Source: RefSeq, a predicted model, not a curated record